Messenger RNA from Carya illinoinensis, 1952 nucleotides. Its product is annotated as cytochrome P450 CYP82D47-like. Gene Ontology annotation, biological process: defense response to other organism. Gene Ontology annotation, molecular function: monooxygenase activity; heme binding; iron ion binding. The record is from RefSeq and is a predicted model, not a curated record. The transcript has 2 exons. The coding region runs from base 167 to 1714 and encodes 515 amino acids. Lineage: Eukaryota; Viridiplantae; Streptophyta; Magnoliopsida; Fagales; Juglandaceae.
UAAUUGUCAUAUGAGUCCAAAUUUAUAGACUCAUCAGUGUGGAGUUGCCAUCGAGAAGUUUGGUGCCUUGCCUAAUUUGUUAAGAACAGCGCUGGAACUAAAUCCGCAUUGGUCGACAACUAGAACAACUAUACUCUUUGGGAUCUUCCCAGCUUUCAUUGCUUUUAUGGCUAGCAUACUUGCCCUAUUUCUCUUUUUCUUAUUUCUAGUUUGGAUAUGGAGGAGAACCCACAAAACUGCCCCUCAAAAGAUACUUCCACCAAAAGCAGGUGGUGCAUGGCCUAUAAUCGGCCACCUCCACCUAUUAGGAGGGAAGCAACCAGCCCAUAUAACCCUGGGCGACAUGGCCGACAAAAACGGACCAAUCUUCAGUAUCAACUUGGGCAUGCAUAGAGCUAUUGUAGUAAGCAGUUCAAAGAUAGCUAAAGAGUGUUUCACUACCAAUGAUAAAAUCUUUGCCAAUCGUCCAAAAUCUUUGGCGGCAGAACUCAUGGGUUACAACUAUGCCUUGCUUGGUUUCUCCCCAUAUGGUUCCUAUUGGCGCCAUGUUCGAAAAAUAGUCACUUUAGAGAUCCUCUCAAAUCACCGUAUCGAGAUGUUCAAACACAUUCGAGAGUCAGAGAUAAACAUGGCCAUAAAAGAGAUCUACAUGUUGUUGGCCCAGAAUAACAACGCAUUAGUGGAGAUGAAAAGAUGGUUCGGCUAUGUAACUCUAAAUGUCAUGUUUAUGAUGGUUAUAAAGAAGCGAUUUUCUUGGUCUGCAACCAAGGAUGAGAAUAAAGGAAAUGAUCAAUGUAGAAAGGUGAUGAGAGAUUUCUUUGUGUUGAGUGGGACAUUUGUAGUGUCAGAUAUGCUUCCAUAUCUAAGAUGGUUGGACUUGGGUGGGUACGAGAAGGCAAUGAAGGAAACUGCAAAAAAAUUAGAUCAUGAGCUUGAAGGAUGGCUAGAAGAACACAAGCAAAGAAGAAUUUAUGGGGAGGUAAAGAAGGAACAUCAAGACUUUAUGGAUGUGAUGUUGUCUAUUGUCAUUGACAGUGAAGAAAUUUCUAGUUAUGAAGCUGAUGCAAUCACCAAGGCUACUUGUCUGACCCUCAUCUUAGCAGGCACAGAUACAACGACAGUGACAAUGACAUGGGCACUCUCUCUACUUCUUAAUAACCGAGAGACUCUUAAGAAAGCCCAACAAGAAUUAGACCUCCAGAUUGGUAGAGAUAGGCUAGUGAUGGAAUCAGAUUUGGAAAAUUUAGUCUAUCUUCAAUCUGUCAUCAAGGAAACAAUGCGUCUAUAUCCCGCUGCGCCACUUUCUGUGCCACACGAGUCCUUUGAGGACUGCACUUUGGCUGGUUACCACAUCCCAGCAGGCAAUCGUCUUUUUGUUAAUCUAUCAAAGAUUCAUAGAGAUCCACAAGUGUGGUCAGAUCCUACCGAAUUCUGCCCAGAAAGAUUCCUUACAACCCACAAAGAUGUUGACUUUAAGGGCCAACAUUUUGAGCUUAUACCAUUUGGUAGCGGGAGGAGAGUUUGUCCAGGAAUCUCAUUUGCACUACAAGUUAUGCAACUCACACUUGCUAACUUUUUGCAUGCCUUUGAGAUUACGACAGUACCAGCAUAUGAACCAGUAGACAUGACUGAAAAAGUUGGACUUACAUCCUUGAAAGCCACCCCUCUUGAAGUCCAUCUCACUCCACGCCUUCCUUCCUCAACAUAUGCAUGACCAUUGGAGUAUAUGUUAAAUAGCUACAAUAUUGCCAAGGAGUUUCGUAAUGAUCUUCAUGCUCAAGGAUUAUGCAUAUAUUAAAUUAUCUUCUUCUAUUUUGUUCUUGUUUUUAUUUUUAUUUUGGUGUGUUUGCUGUAAAAGUACGUACCUAGCUAUCUUAUGCAUAGGAACAUUAGGGGAUCUUGUACCACAAUUUCUUGAACAAAGUUUAGUAAUUUCUUUUUUGGAAAAUUUA